AUGUACUUCCUACAAAAGCGGUUAAACCCCCAUCCGAACACUCUCCAAGCCCUGGUCAGAGCUAGACACUACAAUGUAUUUGGCAAUCUCGUCGAGCAGUUCUCGUCUCAUUUCCUGGAGAAUGACAAGAUUAAUGCACUCAUUCGCGCUGUCAAGACGCACAAUCAUGACUGUAUCAAUAAAUUUGUCAAAUCUCGGGCUCUGCCGGCCUGCACCUCUGUCGCAGCAGACAAGCUGUUAUUGGCAUGUGUCGAAGAACAGAGCUGGAUGUUCAUUGAAGAAUUACGCAACGGGUUAGCGGCAUUGUUUUCUGCUGCUGGUAUAGCUGAUGCAGGGUCUGUGGCAGACGGGCUGUUAUUGAAAUAUAUGAAAGGAACGAAAUUAGGAAGGAAUUAUUAUGAUUAUACUCCCGAAUUACGAAAGCGGUAUCAUGAGAAUCAUACUCCUGAAUUGAUCAGUAGGGGAGCGGCAUGGUUUUCUGCAUAUAGAAUAGCCGUCGCGAAAGCUGCUGCGACGGACCGCAAGGAAACGUUAGAGCUUCUCGAGGCACAUUUUCCUUCGACAAAUGCGUUGGAGGAGACAUCACCUAGUUCGACAGUUUCGCUCCAAGCCACAGUGUACGGAGUCGGGAUAGGCCAUCGGCACAAGGCCUCAUUUGUCUGUGGAAUGAGAGAAAAAGAUAGGGAGUACAAAUUCAGGCUCAGUCUAUGA
Molecule: messenger RNA, 711 nt
Organism: Cladophialophora bantiana CBS 173.52
Lineage: Eukaryota; Fungi; Ascomycota; Eurotiomycetes; Chaetothyriales; Herpotrichiellaceae
Exons: 1
Coding region: 1-711 (236 amino acids)
Source: RefSeq, a predicted model, not a curated record